Molecule: messenger RNA, 3158 nt
Organism: Daucus carota subsp. sativus
Lineage: Eukaryota; Viridiplantae; Streptophyta; Magnoliopsida; Apiales; Apiaceae
Product: alpha,alpha-trehalose-phosphate synthase [UDP-forming] 6
Exons: 4
Coding region: 449-3028 (859 amino acids)
Biological process (GO): trehalose biosynthetic process
Cellular component (GO): cytosol
Molecular function (GO): trehalose-phosphatase activity
Source: RefSeq, a predicted model, not a curated record
CAUCCAUUGUCAACUCUCCAUCUCCCCCAUCUUUACUUCCCAGCCGUUAGAUCAUCUCUCAUCAACGGCCACUAAUUCUUACUACUUUAUCUAUAACUGUAAAAACAUUAAUUGGUGUAUUUAACAGUUAUGUUACACUGUGCACUGUGCUAGUGUUCAUUUAUUUAUGUAACUUGUGUGUAUAUCUGUGUGUAUAUAUAAGUUGCUUGAGCAAGCUUUAGCUGUUCAUAAAGAUAAAUCUCAGGAGCUCUUUUUGGGUGAUUUUACUUUCUGGGCUUCAAUUAUUCAAGCUCUGGGUUUUGAUUAGUACUCACUAACUUGGAAGAUGGAGAGAUCCUGGUAUGGAGUGGUUAUUGUUGGGUUUGUGAUCUUUGUUUGAUUUUGUGGGGAAGUGGUGGUUUUUAAGUUUGCAAGCAAAUUUUGUUUUGGGAGGGAUUGAGGAGUGAAAAUGGUGUCAAGAUCAUACUCAAACCUCUUGGAGCUUGCCUCGGGUGAGGGUCCAUCACCAUCUUUAGGGCGAAUGAGUCGGAGAAUUCCAAGAGUUAUGACUGUUCCUGGCAUAAUCUCUGAUCUUGAUGGUGACCCAUCUGAGAGUGUGUGCUCUGAUGAUAUAUCUUCGGUUGCUCAAUCAGAUAGACUAAUAAUUGUAGCUAAUCAGCUGCCUAUUAAGGCCCAACGUAAAACAGAUGGUAGCAAUGGUUGGACUUUUAGUUGGGAUGAGACCUCACUUCUCCUCCAGCUGAAAGAGGGGUUGGGUGAUGAUGAUAUUGAAGUUUUUUAUGUGGGAACACUUAAAGAAGAAAUCCCCCCAAAUGAGCAGGACGAGGCCUCUCAAAUCCUCCUGGAGACGUUUAAUUGUGUGUCCACCUUUCUACCCCCUGAUCUCUAUAGUAGAUAUUACCAUGGGUUCUGUAAGCAGCAGUUGUGGCCGUUGUUUCAUUACAUGUUACCUUUAUCACCGGAUCUUGGUGGUAGAUUUAAUCGCUCACUUUGGCAGGCUUAUGUUUCAGUUAAUAAGAUAUUUGCAGAUAGGAUUAUGGAGGUGAUUAAUCCUGAAGAUGAUUUUGUGUGGAUUCAUGACUACCAUCUCAUGGUAUUGCCCACCUUUCUGAGAAAGAGAUUUAACCGGGUGAAACUUGGGUUUUUCCUUCAUAGUCCAUUUCCAUCAUCAGAGAUCUAUAAGACUUUACCAAUCAGAGAGGAACUCCUCCGAGCAUUAUUGAAUGCUGAUCUGAUUGGUUUUCAUACAUUUGAUUAUGCUCGUCAUUUUCUCUCGUGUUGUAGUCGCAUGCUUGGUCUAUCUUAUGAAUCUAAGAGAGGUUAUAUUGGCCUAGAGUAUUAUGGCCGAACUGUUAGCAUCAAGAUACUUCCUGUUGGUAUUCACAUGUCUCAACUUCAAUCUGUUUUGAGCCUUCCAGAGACUGAAGCAAAGGUUGCUGAUCUUAUGACACAGUUUCGUGAUCAAGGUAAGAUCAUGUUGCUUGGGGUAGAUGAUAUGGACAUUUUUAAGGGCAUUAGCCUGAAGUUGUUGGCCAUGGAACAGUUGCUUAUUCAACAUCCAGAGUGGCAGGGAAAGGCUGUUUUGGUUCAAAUAGCACUACCAGCUAGAGGUCGUGGAAAAGAUGUGAAGGAAGUUCAGGCCGAGACUGAUUCCACAGUAAAGAGAAUCAAUGAAACAUUUGGAAAACCAGGAUAUGAGCCAGUCAUCUUAAUUGAUCAGCCUUUAAAAUUUUGCGAGAGAAUAGCGUAUUAUGUGGCUGCCGAGUGUUGUUUGGUUACAGCAGUAAGGGAUGGAAUGAAUCUCAUACCAUAUGAGUACAUAAUUAGCCGCCAAGGGAAUGAGAGGCUCGACCAGGUGCUUGGCCUGACCUCUAACACUCUGAAAAAGAGUAUGCUGGUAGUGUCAGAGUUCAUUGGGUGCUCUCCUUCUUUAAGUGGAGCUAUUCGAGUGAACCCGUGGAAUAUUGAUAUUGUUGCAGAGGCUAUGGAUUGUGCCUUGGAAAUGGCAGAGCCAGAGAAACAACUACGACAUGAGAAACAUUAUAGAUAUGUAAGCACCCAUGAUGUUGGGUAUUGGGCUCGUAGUUUCUUGCAAGAUUUGGAGAGGACGUGUAAAGAUCAUGUGGGACGAAGAUGCUGGGGCAUUGGAUUUGGGUUAAGUUUCAGGGUUGUAGCACUUGAUCCAAAUUUUAGAAAGCUCUCAAUGGAGCACAUUGUUUCAGCUUAUAAGAGGACUACAACUCGAGCAAUCCUUUUGGAUUAUGACGGCACAUUGAUGCCUCAGUGUGCAAUUGACAAGAGCCCAACCUCUAGAACCAUAGAAGUCCUGAACAAUUUGUGCAGGGAUAAAAACAAUAUGGUCUUUAUUGUCAGUGCUAGAAGUCGAAAUACUUUAAGUGAAUGGUUCUCUGAAUGUGAGAAUUUGGGCAUUGGAGCUGAACAUGGUUUCUUCUUUAGACUAAACAAACAUGCCGAAUGGGAAACAUGUGCACCGGUAGUAGAUUGUAGUUGGAAGCAGAUAGCAGAACCUGUCAUGAAGCUGUACACUGAGACAACUGAUGGAUCAACAAUUGAAGACAAGGAAACUGCAGCAGUCUGGUGUUAUGAGGAUGCAGAUCCUGAUUUUGGUUCUUGUCAAGCUAAAGAACUACUUGAUCAUCUUGAAAGCGUACUGGCCAAUGAACCAGUGACGGUCAAAAGCGGGCAGAAUGUUGUGGAGGUUAAGCCCCAGGGCGUAAGCAAGGGGCUAGUAGCAAAACGCCUACUAUCUGCUAUGCAAGAGAGAGGGAUGAUACCAGAUUUUGUUCUGUGCAUAGGAGAUGACAGAUCAGAUGAAGAUAUGUUCGAGGUUAUAACCAGUUCCAUUGCAGGUGAAACGAUAGCGUCAAAGACCGAAGUAUUUGAAUGCACUGUCGGUAAAAAACCCAGCAAGGCCAAGUACUAUCUUGAUGAUACCAUGGAAAUUGUCAGGCUGAUGCAGGGAUUAGCUUAUGUUUCAGAACAAGCACUACUGGAGAUGCCGCGUUAGACUUUUUUCCUUUUCCUUACUUUCCAUAUCAGCUGUAAAUUUGUGAAAUAUGAGAAAGUCGAGUCAGUGACACUCUUGUUUUGGUCUAGCAAAAAAUGUGCAUAGCUAUUAGCUAUUUUCAUCCCCAGAA